AGUCAAUGACAUCACCUCAUCACAUUAUCUCCAAGAUGAGAGGUUGAGCCAGGACGCCUAGAAUCCGCCUAUCAUUGCUUGCUUACCAUUCCUUCAUCAGGCAACAGAAUUAUUUCUUAGCUUUCACCACUUCUCUUCAAUCUCUCUAUUUUCAUCUGUUGAACACAAGACCAAUCCAGUCCAUUGAUUCAGUCUUUCACCAGCUACAAAACGACUAAAUAAACAAAACAAUGCUUCACAACGUAUCCUACCUUCUCCUCCAGCUCUGUCUGGCUAGCUGGGCUCUCGCCGCCCCUCUUGCUGACGAAGCCAUCACUGCUACCAGCAAGACCCCGUGGCAGUAUGGAGCCGGAGGUGGAAUUGCCGGCUUCAUUAUCCUAGUGUUGGAUCUCAUUGUCUUUGUUGAGGUAUUGAAGUCCAAUCGUCCUACGAGCGACAAACUACUUUGGUGCCUCAUCGUUUUCUUGUUCCCGGUCAUUGGAAUGCUCAUCUACUUCUUGUUCUCAAACCGAAAGGCCCACAACACAUACGAACCGUUGCCAUAGAUGUGGCCAGGCUGGUACAAUGUGGUUGGGUACAUGGAACGCUUCCACGUACCCGUGUCAGAAAUUGAUCGUAUCAGUUUGAGAGCUGGGCUAGUUCCCACUCAUUAUUCUGUAUGGGCUAUGUGUUUAUGACUGCAUGAUAUAUGGGAAAGCGAAUGGAAUAUUGAAAGGAAGAUAAACAAGAGACAAGAAAUCCUAGAUGGGGUUGUGGUCCUAGUCGCCCUAUCUACUAUAAACAAAUCAAAACCGCACAAUUAUUUCAAGCU
This is a messenger RNA of Xylaria bambusicola, 811 nucleotides long. RefSeq lists its product as uncharacterized. The coding region runs from base 231 to 545 and encodes 104 amino acids. NCBI's taxonomy places the organism in Eukaryota, Fungi, Ascomycota, Sordariomycetes, Xylariales, Xylariaceae. The transcript has 2 exons. The record is from RefSeq and is a predicted model, not a curated record.